This is a messenger RNA of Echinococcus granulosus, 465 nucleotides long. RefSeq names its product 40S ribosomal protein S10. Gene Ontology annotation, molecular function: structural constituent of ribosome; RNA binding. Bases 1 to 465 code for a protein of 154 amino acids. The record is from RefSeq and is a predicted model, not a curated record. Lineage: Eukaryota; Metazoa; Platyhelminthes; Cestoda; Cyclophyllidea; Taeniidae. Gene Ontology annotation, cellular component: cytosolic small ribosomal subunit. The transcript has 2 exons.
AUGCUUGUGCCGUUAAACAUAAGAAAUUCGAUUUAUGAGUAUCUCCUUAAUGAGGGUGUCAUGACAGCUGUGGAGGAUGUUAGGCCUAAGUGCAUACAUCCUGCUGUAAAAGUGCGGAACCUUUAUGUGAUGAAUGUCAUGAAAUCUCUUGUGUCUCGUGGUUAUGUGAAGAAGCGCUUUGCUUGGAGGACUUUCUACUGGUUUUUGACCAACGAGGGCAUUGAUUACCUUCGGGAGGUUCUUCACCUCCCAACUGAAAUCGUCCCUGCUACACUUAAUAAACCAUCCAUUGACUCCCGAUUUCCCGGUCCUCGUGGCCCUGUGGGUGGUCCUCGCAUGCAACCGGACGGUCGUAGUGCUUAUCGUAUUGGUGCUGUCGGCCAAGUCGAUGCCGCCAAGGAGGCUGCUGUUGUGCCUGAGGGCGAAGUACACUUUCGUGGUGGACCCGGUGGGAGGCCUAUGUAA